AUGAUCAUACUUCUUUUCUUUUACAUUUGCAAUGCAUAUCAUCAUUCAGGCACUAUAAAAAUCAAUUAGACUAUUAGUUUAACAACAAAUAUUACCGAAAUGGCUCCAAGCAUAAAUAUCAAAUUUUUGUUAGCUUUAGAUCGAAACAGAGAAUCAACUGUUGGUUGUUUCGUAUCAAAUUUAGAUUUAGAAUCAUAAACUUUCGACAUUCAAAAUUUAAAAUUAAAUAAAGAAAACUAAAUUGUUUAUGACUUACAUAGUAUACAAUCAAAUAGCAAUUCAUAGCUUAUUGAAUACUUCUAUUACCAUACAUUAUAUUUACUAUGUUAAUCACAAUCAAUAGGUGAAAUUGACUAUUAAUUAACUUAUAAGGAAGAGUCUUAUAAAGCUGGUUGCAUAAAUGAUUGUCAGGGUUAUAAUGAUACAAAAUCUAUAAGUUAAUCUUAUUGUCAAAUUGAUCAUUGUGAGUGUCAAAUUAAUUAAGUAGGAUACUUUUGUUAGCUUCCAUCAAGCUAUAUAUUAAGUAGCAAUUAAGAAGAUGUAGUUUUAGAUUCAUUUUAAUGGAAUUUCUUUUAUUAUCAAUAUAAAAAUCUAGAUUUGUAAUUAUUAUCUGAUAUACCUAUCGAUGAUAAAACAGUAUGUAAAUUUGUAUUAAUCUAUAUUAAGUAUAUAGUUUAGCAUUUAGAGAAAUACCCUAGAAAAUUAUUCCAAAUUUGUUAGAUAGUAAAGUUCUAGUUAAUAGUACAUCUUUGUUGAAUGACCUUAACAAUUUACAAAAAACUUAAUAUGGUAGCAAUAUACUAUACAUUGGAAUAUUUAAUAAUAAGUCCGAAAAAGCAUAAUUUAAAAUUACAAUUGUAUCUAAUGAUUCAACAGAUUAUGGAUAACUUGAAAGGAAUAAAAUAAUAAUUAUUGUUGUUGGAUCAGUUGUUGGUACUUUAUUAUUAAUCACUUGUGUUCUAAGUUUCUUGAAAACAAAAAAAAUGCAAGCAGAAUAAUAAGCUCUACGUCUAAGAUAAACAAGAAUUGAUUAAUAAAAUUAGAUACAUUUAGAAGUAAUUAGAUAAAAAAAAUAAUCAAAUGGUAAUUGUAAAUAUUAUUAUAUUAGGUUUUACUUAAAAAUUUAUUAAAGAUUAUUUUGGAGUAAUUGCAUAUAAGAAACUUAUUUAAUUAUAUCCUGGUUUAUAAUAAUUUGAGGAAUGUGUAAUAUGUUUGGAAUCUAUAAAAAAUGGAUAAAAAAAAUAAUAAAGAAAUUGUUCUGUUACUCCUUGUUUUCAUAUCUUUCAUUAAAAAUGUUUAACUUCUUGGUUAGAAAAAUAAAAAAAUUGUCCAUUUUGCAGAGCAGAAUUUUCAAUUAUAUUAAUUUAAAAUAAAUAUCCUUGGCUUGAUUUGAAAUAAUAAAAAGUUAAUAAUGCUACACAAAAUGAAUCUAAGUAUAUUAAUAAUAUGAAAUUAAAUUCUAAUCCAAAUCAAUCAUAAGAGAAUUAAUUAAAUGAAAGCUAGUAAGAAUUAGUAAGAAAAGAUAAAAUAAUUAUAGAUUUAUGA
This is a messenger RNA of Paramecium pentaurelia, 1545 nucleotides long. The record is from the annotation of a GenBank genome assembly. Lineage: Eukaryota; Ciliophora; Oligohymenophorea; Peniculida; Parameciidae.